This is a messenger RNA of Nothobranchius furzeri (turquoise killifish), 3010 nucleotides long. The record is from RefSeq and is a predicted model, not a curated record. Lineage: Eukaryota; Metazoa; Chordata; Actinopteri; Cyprinodontiformes; Nothobranchiidae.
UUAAAUAUCCAUUCAUUAUUUUACAAGCAAGAGCCGCAUGCGGCUCCAGAGCCGCGGAUUGCCGACCCCUGUGCUAGCCUACUUUAUUGUCCCCAGCAAUUUUUAAACACCACUCAAGUGUAUGGUUAUUGUCCCCAGCAAUUCUGACAACAAACUGACGCCCUUGGUGAUGCCAAACCCAAAUCAGUCACCAAACUAGCCCAAAUUUCUAACUAAAUAUAAUUAAAUUGAUGUUCUUCUAAUUGGUGUCUGUGUGAUUUGGCAGAUGAGAAGGAUGAGAGAAGGAGAGUGGAGAAGUACUUCACGUUUAUCCAGAGUUUACCAAAGAUCAACAGGUCAACUCUUGAGGCUCUGCUGCAGCACCUGUACAGGAUCCAGCAGUGUUCCCACCUUAACCAAAUGCAGAGUGAAAAGCUGGCCUCUGUCUUCUCCUCCUGCUUGUUCCAGACUCGGGGACCAACCCCGCAGGAAAUCAGCGUGGUUCUCGAUCUGAUCAACAACUACAUUACACUCUUCAAUGUCAACGAAGAUCAGGUGCAACAGAUGGAGAGGGAGAACAGCUUCAUCACGCGCUGGAAUGAAAAGAAGGACACCUCGUUCUGUCCAGCAGGGGAUUUGAUAUUCGAGGUGUACCUGGAAAAGCGAGUGCCAGAGCAGUGCUGUUUAAUAAAGGUUCAUCCAAGUAUGCGGCCUUUAGAGCUCGCUGAAACUGCGUUGAGUAUGAAAAACGGCGCUUUCAAGGCUGAUGACUUCUGGACCACCUUUGAAGUAAUCGAAAAUGGAGAGCUAGAGCGGCCGCUGCACCACUGUGAGAAGAUCCUUGAGCAAGUGCUGGAAUGGAGUGCCCUGGAUUCCCCCGGCUCUGCUUUUCUUCUAAUGAAGAAGUUUCCAGAGGCAAAAAUAAUGACCAACAGCAAAGAUCUGAAACAGUCCAUAAAAGGUGACUAUCUGAAGUUCAGUGAUGGAUCGUCCAAACUUCUGUCGGGCCACAAGUUCCAGGACAAGUACGUAGUUCUUCAAGCAGAGAAGCUGCUGCUCUACAGGGACAUCAAAAACACUAAAGCCGAGAAAGCGAUCCAACUAACGACAGUGAAAUGUUUCCUGGGCCUGAAGAAGAAGCUCAAACCUCCAACCAACUGGGGCUUCACAGUGUACACGGAUAAACAUCAGUGGCACUUCUGCUGCGACACAAAGGAGACGCAGGUCAGCUGGGUGACAAACAUCAUCACCAUGAAGUUUGGAUCUGACCUCCUUUCAAAGGGCGUAGAGUCAAAAGAAGCCGCUGUCAUAGUUUCCAGAGGGGGUGCUAUGUCAGAGAGCACCAAGAUUCCACUAUACAAUCACUGCUCCAACAAACCCGUUUUACCGCAGCUGUUAAACCGGACAGUUUCUCUCAGCGAUGGAGAACCAAAGGCGGCUACAUUCUCCGGUGUCCAGUCCAAAGCCCGAACUCUGCCCAUGUGCCCAGAGCCCAGUGACCUGUUCAGCACCCCCGAGGCCACUCAGAGAAGAAUGCCCUCAGAUGUGUGCUUACCACAUAAGCCACCUUCACCGUCCUGUCCCAGACACUCGCAGGCCACACCGAUACCAGUCUCACCUCAAAUGUGUCAGAAAACACCCGGCAAACGGCCGCCUCCGUGUGGGGAAGGCCUCAUGCCGGCCAGCCUUCUAAAUGAACUGAACACGGUGCUGAACAAGACUGGUCGCAAGAAAAGUGACUGAUAAAACAGAGAUGAAUAUGUUUAGUUAAAAAAAACGAGAAGAAACUGAAAUAGAAGAAUACGUAGCCCGAGUGCUGUUGUUGAACUCAGGUAUGAGGGAAGUGUUAAAGGACGUAGAAAACGGGUGGGAUGGAGUGGAGGUCAGCUAACCUCAGUUGGAUGUGGCACUGACCCAAGCACUACAUACUGUGAUUUAUACGUCAACUCUUCAAAUACAAAAAAGCAGACUAACCCCAAAAUUCCACUACCUCCGCUCCGGCACGAACUCCGCAGCAAAAUCGGUCCUGUUGUAGUCAAUCAGAGCUGUUCCACCACUACGGCAGUGCGCCGGCCGCCGUUCCGCCAUCCGGCAAAAUAGGAUCGAUUCUAUUUUUGCCAGACGCCGGAGCACCUCCGCAGUCAAUGGACAGAAAUCACAACCGCCCAACAGGAAAAGGAGCAAGCACAACUUCCAUUAUUUCACAAUAAAUCGAUAAACAAAAAGCGUUUUUCAUUUCAUAUGCACAGGUUUAACAACCUUUAACAACUUUCAAUGGCGGUUGAACUUUAAAUGCACAAAAAUAAGCCAUAAAUACAGUUUCCACUAUCAAAGUAGUCAGCCUUUGUUGAUCCAAGCACUGCUGAUCUCUCAACACAAAUGAUGGGCAGAUUAAACAGUUCAUUUCGAUGCUUCUCCCACACAACGGGUGUUUGGAUCUAACUUCCGCGUUUAUUGCUCGGACUGUAUCGCAAGAUCUCGAAAAUCCCGCGCAUGCCUGUUUGCGCACCUCAGGUCUCUGCACCGGAGCGGAGCCGUUGUAGAGCGGGUACCAGUAAAAAUUGUGUUCGGAAGCGAGCGGCUGCGGAAGGCGGGGGCGGAGCGGAGGUAGUGGAAUUUUGGGGUCAGGUGUCAAACAUGAGGAGAGCUGCUUUCUGCUGCGUCUCACGGGUACGUGGAGUGUUUUCACACAUUGCUGUAGUGGUGAAUUUGGUCUUUUGUGGUACUUUUCAUUGAUGGCACUUUUUUUACACAUAGAAUAAUACAGAUAUUAUAAAAUUAUACAUAAUGUUUAAAUACCCCUGGAUGUGUGCAGUGAAUCCAAAAAGGAGUUGAGCCGUCAGUGGUUGAACAGGUUGAGCUCAAGUAUUUAUUUUUAACCAUUAGGACAUUUUUCAAGUGUUUUGAUGAUUAUGUAGCCUUUAACUGUGCGACAACUAGCAGCGUUUCUGAAGUUUCACCACUUCAUAUUGCCAAAUGUAUUUAAAGCAUAUAUAGAUGUAUUAAUAAACACUUGAUCAUGCUUGCCUUU